UGGCCGGGGUAACUAGUGACGACCAUCCCAGCUGGUUGGAAAAAGCUUGACAGAAGGGGUGACCGACCGGUAGAUGUGUCUUAACGUCUCUGUUUAUGAUUAAAUAACAUUUACUUUUGACGUUGUAUGCAUUAAUGCAAGUGAAAACAGCGUGGGACCGUAUCCGUCCUGUCGGGAAAACCGAUUAGUUAGCUUUUUACAAAUAAUAAUUCCUCGUUUUGGUUAUCCAGUUGAUCAGACGUGUCAGUCUUGUUGAUUUUUUUUUUUAUCUCGAUAGCUGGCUGGCCAUUUUCAGAUAAAGAAGGGCGAUCAACGUGGAUUAACUGGACCUGUUACCUACAGUACGAUGAGUACCUUGGAUUCUGUGGAUCGAGUUGAACUGUGCGAGAGCCUUUUGACAUGGAUCCAGACGUUUGGAUUGGAGGCACCAUGCAAAACAGUGGACGAUCUCACAAGUGGAGUUGUCAUGGCCCAGGCCCUACAGAAAAUAGACAUUGUCUAUUUCACUGACAACUGGAUCAGUAGGAUCAAGCCCGAGGUGGGAGAUAACUGGCGGCUAAAGAUCAGUAAUCUAAAGAAGGUGCUGAAAGGUAUACUGGACUACAACCAGGAGGUCCUUCAACAGCAGAUCAAUGACUUCACCCUGCCAGACAUCAACCUGAUAGGAGAACACUCAGACGCUGCAGAGCUGGGCAGGAUGCUGCAACUCAUACUAGGCUGUGCUGUCAACUGUGAGCAGAAACAAGAGAACAUCCAGACCAUAAUGAUGCUGGAGGAAUCUGUUCAACAUGUUGUCAUGACAGCCAUUCAAGAGCUGAUGAGCAAAGAGUGUCCAGUUGUUGGAGGAAAUGAAUUGUACGCUGACAUCGAUAGACAGCUGAAGAAGACCGUGGAGGAUCUGAACGACGCUCUAGUCACCAAGGAGGAGAUCGCACAGAGAUGUCACGAGCUGGACAUGCAGGUGGCAGCGCUACAGGAGGAGAGGGGUAGUCUCCUGGCCGAGAACCAGAUCCUCAUGGAGCGUCUCAACCAGUCUGACUCCAUAGAAGACCUGAACAGCCCUGUAGGACGUAGACACCUGCAGCUGCAGACACAGCUAGAACAUCUCCAGGAGGAGACAUUCAGAAUGGAGGCAGCGAAGGAUGACUAUCGUAUCCACUGUAGGGAGUUGGAGAAGGAGCUGACAGAGCUGAGAGGACAGAAUGAAGAGCUCACAUCCCUGGCUGACGAGGCCCAGACACUGAAGGACGAAAUGGAUGUACUCAGACACUCGUCAGACAAGGUGUCCAAGCUGGAGGUCAUGGUGGAGUCAUAUAAGAAGAAGCUGGAGGACCUGGGAGAUCUGAGGAGACAGGUCAAGCUGUUGGAGGAGAAGAACACUCUGUACAUGCAGAACACUGUCAGUCUGGAGGAAGAAGUACGCAAGGCCAACACCACGAGAGGACAGCUGGAGUCCUACAAGAGACAGGUGGUAGAGCUGCAGAACAAGCUGUCUGAGGAGUCUAAAAAGACAGACAAGAUGGAGUUUGAAUACAAGAGACUCAAGGAGAAGGUGGACUCUCUCCAGAAAGAAAAGGAUCGUAUGAGGUCAGAGAGAGACUCUUUGAAGGAGACCAUUGAGGAGCUGCGUUGUGUUAAGGCUCAGAAGGAACAACUCUCUACAGGCAUGGUUCCACUCGGCAGUAACGAGGGCUCUGAUUCGCUGGCUGAAGAGAUCAUCACCCCAGAGAUCCGAGAGAAGCUGAUCAGACUGCAGCAUGAGAACAACAUGCUGAAGCUGGCCCAGGAGGGUUCUGAUAAUGAGAAGAUCGCUCUGCUGCAGAGUUUACUGGAGGAUGCUAACAGUAGGAAGAACGAACUGGAGACAGAGAACAGACUGGUGAACCAGAGACUGAUCGAGGGUCAGAGUCAGGUGGAGGAGCUGCAGAGGAGUCUUCAGGAACAGGGCUCCAAAGCAGAGGAUUCAAUCAUUCUGAAGAAGAAGAACGAUGUACACAUGGAGAAGUUACGGGAGGUGAACAGCGAACUGCAGAAGAAGAGUGCGUACAUUGAUGACUUGGAACCCAAAUACACAUCUAGCUCCCAGAAAGUGGAGGAGCUAGAGGAGGCACUGAAGAAGAAGGAUGAAGACAUGAAGCAGAUGGAGGACAGAUAUAAGAAGUACCUGGAGAAGGCGAAGAGUGUUAUCCGGACCCUGGACCCUAAACAGAACCAGGGCUCGGCACCAGAGGUCCAGGCCUUGAAGAACCAGCUGCAGGAGAAGGAGAGGAUGCUGCACUCUCUGGAGAAAGACUACGACAAGACCAAGGCUCAGAGAGACCAGGAGGAGAAACUCAUAGUGUCUGCCUGGUACAACAUGGGCAUGGCUCUACAGAAGAAGGCAGCAGAGGACCGUCUGGCCAGUACGGGUUCAGGACAGUCCUUCCUGGCCCGCCAGAGACAGGCUACCAGCACACGCCGCUCUUACCCCGGACACGUACAGCCUACCACCGCCAGGUAGACACGGCACCAUGACCCCUACCUGACCCUGAGCCCUGUCCUGACCCUCCAGGCCAGGUAGACACGGCACAAUGACCCCUACCUGACCCUGAGCCCUGUCCUGACCCUCCAGGCCAGGUAGACACGGCACCAUGACCCCUACCUGACCCUGAGCCCUGUCCUGACCCUCCAGGCCAGGUAGACACGGCACCAUGACCCCUACCUGACCCUGAGCCCUGUCUUGACCCUCCAGGCCAGGUAGACACAACACCAUGACCCCUACCUGACCCUGAGCCCUGUCCUGACCCUCCAGGCCAGGUAGACACGGCACCAUGACCCCUACCUGACCCUUCACCGUGAGUCCUGACCCUCCAGGCCAGGUAGACACGACACCAUGACCCCUACCUGACCCUGAGCCCUGUCCUGACCCUCCAGGCCAGGUAGACACGGCACCAUGACCCCUACCUGACCC
This is a messenger RNA of Oncorhynchus mykiss (rainbow trout), 2950 nucleotides long. Lineage: Eukaryota; Metazoa; Chordata; Actinopteri; Salmoniformes; Salmonidae. The record is from RefSeq and is a predicted model, not a curated record.